Anopheles maculipalpis is the source of this 401-nucleotide messenger RNA. RefSeq lists its product as uncharacterized. The record is from RefSeq and is a predicted model, not a curated record. The transcript has 2 exons. Bases 1 to 378 code for a protein of 125 amino acids. Lineage: Eukaryota; Metazoa; Arthropoda; Insecta; Diptera; Culicidae.
AUGUGCACGGUCACAUCGGUCCGGAGGUUGGUGGUGAUGGCCAUGCUGGCCCUACUGGUGGUCCUCUUGCAGUGUCCCGCACCCUGCCAGACGUCGCCGGUCAUGCUCGACAAGCUGUUCGGAUUUGCGGCCUACCAACCGACCUACUCCGGCGGCGGUUACGGUGGCAACCAGUACGGCUACUAUGGGGGUGGGGGCGGAUCUAGCAGCCACACAGGUGCCGGGUUCGGUGGACAUCAGCGUGCGACGGCCAGCUCGAGCCACAAGCGGCAGGCGAAGGGACGCGACUACAAGGACAUCUGCAGGGUGGUAAACCCGGCACCGUAUGCACUGCCCGGGAGGGCACCGUACCCAGCCGCACCCUUCUGUCCGUACUAGUGUAGUUUAAGUGUGUGUGUGAU